Molecule: messenger RNA, 1584 nt
Organism: Terrapene triunguis (Three-toed box turtle)
Lineage: Eukaryota; Metazoa; Chordata; Testudines; Emydidae
Gene: PSMC4
Product: proteasome 26S subunit, ATPase 4
Exons: 11
Coding region: 1-1518 (505 amino acids)
Biological process (GO): proteasome-mediated ubiquitin-dependent protein catabolic process
Cellular component (GO): proteasome regulatory particle, base subcomplex
Molecular function (GO): ATP hydrolysis activity; proteasome-activating activity; ATP binding
Source: RefSeq, a predicted model, not a curated record
AUGGAUCUUACCAAAGGCUACUGGCAGGUGCCUUUGGACCCAGAAGGGCCGGCGAAGUCUGCCUUCACCACCCCAAUAGGGCUCUUCGAGUUCCUGGUCCUGCCCUUCGGCCACAAGGAGGCAUCUGCCACCUUCCAGCGCCUGGUGGAUCAGUUACAAGGGGGGGUGGAGGACUUUGCACUGGCGUAUAUUGACGAUAUCUGUGUCUUUAGCCAGACCUGGGAAGAACAUGUGUCCCAGAUGAAGAGGGUGCUGGGUCGCCUCCAGGAUGCCGGGUCGCCUCCAGGAUGCCGGACUGAUGAGCUGCCUGUGCUGGCUAUCUCCAGGCCCCAGACUGGCCUGUCCUUCCUUGCCCCGGAGCCCGAGGACCUGGAGGAUCUCUACAGCCGCUACAAGAAGCUGCAGCAGGAGCUGGAGUUCCUGGAGGUGCAGGAGGAGUACAUCAAGGACGAGCAGAAGAACCUGAAGAAGGAGUUCUUGCACGCGCAGGAGGAGGUGAAGCGCAUCCAGAGCAUCCCGUUGGUCAUCGGCCAGUUCCUGGAGGCCGUGGACCAGAACACGGCCAUUGUGGGCUCUACCACAGGCUCCAAUUACUACGUGCGGAUCCUGAGCACCAUUGACCGGGAGCUGCUGAAGCCCAACGCUUCAGUGGCCCUGCACAAGCACAGCAACGCGCUGGUGGAUGUGCUGCCACCCGAGGCUGACAGCAGCAUUAUGAUGCUGACAUCAGAUCAGAAACCGGACGUGAUGUACGCUGACAUCGGCGGGAUGGACAUCCAGAAGCAGGAGGUGAGGGAGGCCGUGGAGCUGCCUCUCACCCACUUUGAGCUCUACAAGCAGAUCGGCAUUGACCCCCCACGCGGCGUCCUGAUGUACGGCCCCCCCGGCUGUGGGAAGACUAUGCUGGCCAAAGCCGUGGCCCAUCACACCACAGCUGCCUUCAUCCGCGUGGUGGGCUCGGAGUUUGUGCAGAAGUACCUGGGUGAGGGGCCGCGCAUGGUGCGGGACGUCUUCAGGCUGGCCAAGGAGAACGCGCCCGCCAUCAUCUUCAUAGACGAGAUUGACGCCAUCGCCACCAAGCGCUUCGACGCCCAGACAGGGGCCGACAGGGAGGUGCAGCGCAUCCUGCUGGAGCUGCUCAACCAGAUGGACGGCUUUGACCAGAACGUCAACGUCAAGGUGAUCAUGGCCACAAACCGGGCAGACACACUGGACCCUGCUCUGCUGCGGCCUGGCCGCCUUGACCGCAAGAUUGAGUUCCCCCUGCCCGACCGGCGCCAGAAGCGCCUCAUCUUCUCCACCAUCACCAGCAAGAUGAACCUGUCCGAGGAGGUGGACCUGGAGGACUAUGUGGCCCGGCCGGAUAAGAUCUCAGGUGCCGACAUCAACUCCAUCUGCCAGGAGGGCGGCAUGCUGGCUGUGCGGGAGAACCGCUACAUCGUCCUGGCCAAGGACUUCGAGAAGGCAUACAAGACAGUUAUCAAGAAGGACGAGCAGGAGCACGAGUUCUACAAAUGAGGGGCCAUGGGGGAGCGUGGGGCAGGCUUGAAAUCCCUGCAAUAAACCCAGCCCCAUGCCUCUGCA